This is a messenger RNA of Hyla sarda, 2883 nucleotides long. RefSeq names its product transmembrane protein 50B (gene TMEM50B). Lineage: Eukaryota; Metazoa; Chordata; Amphibia; Anura; Hylidae. Gene Ontology annotation, biological process: late endosome to vacuole transport via multivesicular body sorting pathway; protein targeting to vacuole. The record is from RefSeq and is a predicted model, not a curated record. Bases 162 to 638 code for a protein of 158 amino acids. The transcript is spliced from 7 exons.
CCCAGCCAAUCCGCGGCCAACCAGGCGAUGAUUGGUUGGCGUCAGCCCCGCCCAUCGACGCCGUGACGUACCGUUUAAUAGAAUCCUGCCCCAGAUGGAAGAAGUGAAGCGGCUGAACUGCGGAGGUUGAUGACACAAUCGCUCGCAGACAGCCAGUGAAGAUGGCCGGGUUCCUGGAUAACUUCCGAUGGCCGCAAUGUGAGUGCAUCGACUGGGGCGAGAAGAGGAACACGAUUGCAUCGGUGGUAGCCGGCGUUCUGUUUUUUUCAGGCUGGUGGAUUAUGAUCGAUGCUGCGGUGGUGUACCCCAAACAGGAGGAUCUGAAUCAUGCUUUUCACACGUGUGGGGUCUUCUCUACGGUGGCAUUCUUCAUGAUAAAUGCCGUAUCCAACGCUCAGGUGCGAGGUGACAGCUACAGCGAUGGCUGCCUGGGCCGAACAGGUGCUCGGAUCUGGCUCUUCAUUGGCUUUAUGAUGAUGUUUGGGGCCCUCAUUGCCUCCAUGUGGAUCCUUUUUGGAGCUUUUGUCACACAGAAUGUCAAUGUCUACCCUGGACUGGCUGUAUUUUUCCAGAAUGCUCUGAUAUUUUUUAGCACCCUCAUCUACAAGUUUGGAAGAACUGAAGAUCUCUGGUCGUGAAGCCGUCGCCCAGCACGUUUUCUUCUUAGUUAGAUUUUUCUGCCGUCUUUAUUUGCUGGUUAUGUUUUUUACAUAUCAAUCGCUUCUCCUGACACGAUCUCCAGAGAAAGUGAGAAGACUUGGGCUGAUCCAUGCACACAUCUCCACUUGGGUUUAUUUAACCAUUGCCCUGCCUGUUGUGGCUAUUCCAGCUCCUUUAUAGUCAGAAGAGUCACCUAUGCGGUGUACAGGCCAACCCUGGCUCACUCACCUGUGCAACCAUUUUUAAUUGUUUAAACCCUUUGUUAAACAACUCUGUGUCUACAGCUCCUAUGUCUCCAUGGCAACAGACCACAAACAAUAUGUAGUCUGAUCCGGCAGAAACAUUUCCAUCAGUUGCUAUUACUUGUGUCUGACCUACCAAAUGUGGGGGACAGAUGGAAGGGCCAUAUUCCAUGGGGGCAAAUAUUGACCAAAUAGUGUAAUAGGGGCAACAAAUGAACAAAUGCUCGUUCUUAACCUGAUCGAAACGUUUUGACCUGUCGAAAAAAAAAAAAAAAAUGCACAGCUCUCCAUGUGAUAAGGCUGCAUGAGCAAUCCAGCGAUCGUUCAGUUUGCUAAAGAGCUGUGGUCUUAAAAUUGUACCCUCUCAGAUGUUGCAAAACUACAACUCUACAAGCUGUAGGUUUGCAACAGCUGGAGCGCCACAUUUUGGAGUCCGCUGACCCAGAUAGAGCAUCCAGUCGUCUAUUAUAUAACACUUUGUUUGGAUCUGACUACGCAGGGUCCGUUUGUGGUCUGUUGUCGUGGAUACACUUAGGCCUGCAUAAGAGCUAUAUUUGGUAUUUUUUUUUGGUAGGUACACUGGAAUUUUUUUUUUCAAUUAAAAUGGUUGUCGCGGUGGAUCUUUCAAUUAGAUUCUGAUUCUGGAAGCCUGGUUUAGGUAAAAAUGUUCCAUGGUCUCCAAACUGUGGCCCCCAACAGGCUGUAAGGCCAAACUGGAGCUUCAUACCACCAGGAGAGCCUGAGGGGGCACUUUCCAAAGCUCCUUUUUAUGUUUUUUGGUUUUAUUUUUUUUAAAUGGUGUUGACCCUAUUGUAUUCAGUCAAAAUGAUAGUAUUUACUAAAUUGUAGAGUAAAGAAACCUUUUUCAGGCUCUCACUUCAUCUGGUGGUAUAAGGUAGAUAUGGAGCCAUCUUCAUGCUGGUGCCAGUAGGGUUCAUAGAUCAGUGUUUCCACCCAGUGUGCCUCCAGCUGUUGCAAAACUACAUCUCUUAGCAUGCCCGGACAGCCAGCAGCUCAGUGACUGUGAAAAAAUAACCGAGCAGCCUGUCAUAGCUUUCUGUAGUUAGGGAGGCUACAAUGGAAUUCUUUCGAGUCAGUCCAGGCAUUGCAUGGUGUUGUGUAAAUCGGGCGUAAAUGGGUUUCCAAACUUGGAGGAAAAAAAAAAAAAAAUAUAUAUAUAUAUAUAUAUAUAUAUAUAUAUAUAUAUAUAUAUACACACAAAAUCUAAAAAUGUUGCAGUAUCUUGUAAUACCUUUUUUAUUGGACUAACAGAAUUUUGUAGAGACAAGCUUUCGAGAUUCUUAUCUUUUAUCAAGUCUAAAGCAAAUCUAAGCUCACAAGCAGAAGACACAGGUUACAUCUCACAAAUAUGCAGGGGUUAAGACAAUAGAUGUGGAGAAUUCACACUAAGAUGGGCCAUAAAUUGUCCUGCUAUAGGAACACAGACCGACAUUUAUCAUUGUAGGUGUAAGUGAAGCAUUUAUCAUUGUAGGUGUAAGUGAAGCAUUUAUCAUUGUAGGUGUAAGUGAAGCAUUUUUCUACACUUUUUGUGUGCUGAUAAUGUGUACGAGCACCAAAUUCAUUAAAUGGUCAAAGAGCCUUUGAUAAAUUUUGUGCAGGUCACAUUUUCUGAAAUUUCUCUCUUACAUACACCAAAAAGCUAAGUCUUGCCUGGUGUCGUUUUUAGAGACUUUUCACCUUUUCACAAAAAGGCGCAAUUCAUAAAACCCUUCCAUAUUAUGUGUAUUGCCAAAAUCAGUGGAUUGCAACUCAAAAUCUGCAGAAAUGUGUAAACCAAAAGGCGCAAAUAAACCCUGCUUGCGCCUUUUUGAGCUUUUUCAAGACUCAAAAAACAGUCUAAAAACUGAUGUCGGCCAUAGACUUAAAGGGGUUAUCCAGGAAAAAAAACGUAUAUAUAUAUAUAUAUAUAUAUCUCAACUGGCCCCAGAAAGUUAAACCGAUUUGUAAAUCACUUCUACUA